Molecule: messenger RNA, 2541 nt
Organism: Camelina sativa (false flax)
Lineage: Eukaryota; Viridiplantae; Streptophyta; Magnoliopsida; Brassicales; Brassicaceae
Product: putative pentatricopeptide repeat-containing protein At3g18840
Biological process (GO): RNA modification
Molecular function (GO): protein binding; RNA binding
Source: RefSeq, a predicted model, not a curated record
UCCCCCUGUCCUAGAGAAUUUUCCCGAGUUUAAGAUUCUGAAACUGGACAUGAAGUGCUUAAAGGACGGGUUUUUGCAUCACAUUCGCUCCAUUAAAACUGGUUCAGCCUUGACCGCAAUCUCAUCGAACCAACUCGUUAAUCUUUACUCAAAAAAUGGCUUAUUGCGGGACGCUCGGAACGUGUUCGACGAAAUGCCUGAGAGAAACGUCUACUCGUGGAACGCGGUGAUCUCUGCCUAUUUAAAGUUCAACAACUUAAAGGAAGCGCGUGAGUUGUUCAAAAGUGCCAAUUGUGAGCGAGAUUUGAUCACGUACAACACGUUGCUUUCAGGGUUUGCCAAAACUGAUGGGUGUGAGAGUGAAGCUAUUGAGAUGUUUGGUGAGAUGCAUAGGAAGGAGAAUGAUGGGAUUUGGGUAGAUGAUUUCACUGUCACUACUAUGCUUAAGCUUUCUGCCAAGUUGACCAAUGCGUUUUAUGGCCAACAGUUGCAUGGAUUUAUGGUGAAAACCGGGAAUGAUGCAACUAAGUUUGCCGUUAGUUCUCUCAUUCACAUGUAUUCGAAAUGUGGGAAGUUUAAGGAAGUUUGUAAUGUCUUUAACGGAUCGUGUGUUGAGUUUGUUGAUAGUGUGGCUAGGAAUGCAAUGAUUGCAGCUUAUUGUAGAGAAGGUGACAUUGAAAGAGCUUUGAGUAUAUUCUGGAGAAAUCCAGAAUUGAAUGAUACAAUUUCGUGGAAUACAUUGAUUUCAGGGUAUGCACAGAAUGGCUAUGAAGAAGAAGCUAUGAAGAUGGCUGUUAGUAUGGAGAAAAAUGGGUUGAAAUGGGAUGAACACACUAUCGCAGCUGUACUAAAUGUUCUGAGUAGUUUGAAGAGCCUGAAGAUUGGGAAAGAAGUACAUGCUCGGGUAUUGAAGGAUGGAUCAUAUUCUAAUAAGUUUGUAAGCAGUGGAAUUGUUGAUGUUUACUGCAAGUGUGGAAAUAUGAAGUACGCGGAGUCUGUCCAUUUGUUAUAUGGUUUUGGAAACUUGUAUUCGACGUCUUCAAUGAUCGUUGGUUACUCUUCUCAGGGCAAGAUGGUUGAAGCAAAAAGGUUAUUUGAUUCUUUAACUGAAAAGAAUCUUGUGGUCUGGACUGCGAUGUUCUUGGGAUAUCUCAAUUCAGGUCAACCUGGUUCUGUGCUUGAUCUUGCACGUGAAUUUAUUAUAGCCAAGGAGACCAAAAUUCCUGAUUCUUUGGUCAUGGUUAGCAUCCUUGGUGCAUGCUCUUUACAAGCUUCUAUGGAACAUGGGAAGGAGAUUCACGGUCACAGCUUGAGAACAGGCAUUUUAAUGGAUAAAAAACUUGUUACCGCGUUUGUUGACAUGUAUUCAAAAUGCGGAAAUGUUGAGUAUGCUGGAAAGGUCUUUGACAAUAGCUUCGAGAGAGACACAGUUAUGUACAACGCCAUGAUAGCUGGUUGUGCUCAUCAUGGCCAUGAAGCCAAAUCUUUCCAGCUUUUUGAAGACAUGACUGGGGGUGGAUUUAAGCCGGAUGAAAUCACGUUUAUAGCCCUCCUGUCAGCUUGUCGUCACCGCGGCUUAGUCCUAGAAGGUGAGAAGUACUUCAAGUUGAUGAUAGAGGUUUACAACAUAUCCCCCGAGGUUGGUCACUAUACCUGCAUGAUAGAUUUGUAUGGUAAGGCCAAUAGGUUGGACAAAGCCGUGGAACUUAUGGAAAGUAUUGAUCAAGUUGAUGAAGAUGCUGUUAUUCUUGGUGCGUUUUUAAAUGCUUGUAACUGGAAUAAGAAUACAGAGCUUGUGAAGGGAGUGGAAGAGAAGUUGCUAUUCAUUGAAGGAUCUAAUGGGUCUCGUUAUAUUCAACUAGCUAAUGCAUAUGCCUCGUCUGGUAAAUGGGAUGAUAUGCAACGCAUACGGAAUCUUAUGAGAAGGAAGGAGCUAGGGAAAUUUUCUGGUUGCAGCAAGGCAUAUAUCGAUAAUCAAGUUCAUAUGUUUACUUCCUCUGAUGUUUCCCAUUCCAAAACAGAAGCUAUAUAUGCCAUGAUCCAUUUUGUGACCAAGGAUUUGUCUGAAAUAGCUGAAAUCAAGAUUAAGAGAGAGUUUGAAGUAAGCUGGGAAGAGACCAAGAACACCAACACAAAGCAAGCAGUUAAGAUAACAACAACUGAAACAACGUCAAACCAACACAAAACAAAAACAGCAACAGAAACCAGUACAAGAAACAUGAACUCAUGAAGAAAUCAAAACACAAAGCGAAAACCUUCCAAAACAAAACCUGUCUUAGCAAGUUGCAGCAGGCAAUUUACAUUUCUCUGGGAGUUUAGCAGCAAGGCCAAAGUCGAUCCCACUGAGAAAGGGAUUGAAUUUGUUUUUCUCCUUGCAGAGACACGGGAAGUCGGCCUUAGACAGGGCAGUGCAGCAAGGGCCCAAGGGAUCAAUGUCGGUGGUCAAUGGGUUCUUAGUCUGCACGUAGGGCUUGCAAGAGUACAGACCAGCUAUGGUCAUACCGCAGGUGUUCUGUCCGGUUGCUGCCGUGAGUGUCAAGG